Megalopta genalis is the source of this 6772-nucleotide messenger RNA. Lineage: Eukaryota; Metazoa; Arthropoda; Insecta; Hymenoptera; Halictidae. The record is from RefSeq and is a predicted model, not a curated record.
CGAGAAAAAGGAGUAGGCUUUGAAGGAUUUCCGAGCGGUAGAAGUUCCGUCGUGCCGGCGAAAAGGAAGAAUUGGUCGAUCGAGAGGAAAGGAGGAACGGUUCGCUGCCGUCAGCAGGCCAGUCGGUUCGCCCUAUCGACCCUGGAUCGGCCGGAAUUAAGCAUGUCUAGAUGUCGAGGGCGUCCGAUGCGGCAGAAGAGCACUUCUUUCCGAUUCGACGACAAGUGCGCCGCAAUUAUCGGAAAGCUCUGGUCCCAGAUCCGACAAAUGCCUUGAACUCGACGCCGAGGAGCCUCUCGAAAACUUGAUUUCGAAACGUAUUAUUAAAUCGACCGGCCCCCGUCGCUGUUCCAAACCAACGAGCCGUUCGCUCGUCAAUUUCUGUCAAUUUCUGUCGCGGACCGUCGGGCGGCCCGUCGUCCUUCGCGCGAACGAUUUCCGAUAUAUCUUUCGAGGACGCCCGGCCUCUCCUCUUUCGUCGAGGCUUCUCCGCCUGACCCUUGCGCGAAACGAUCCGUCGAUCGUUUUCGACGAAACCGGAGCGAAAGGUUCGGAGGUCCGUUUGCACGACCUAGAAACGCUUCGGAGAAUUCGCUCGCCAGUCGAUUCUCUCCGGGUGGAGGACCCGCGGACGGUCCCGGUGUCGUUAUACGCCUCUUCCUGGAAGUCGUGGCCUCUUCGAAGGGUGUCGAGAGCGCGCGCGAACGCAGCGGUCAAGUGGUGUGGGACGACACGGCACUGCGCGGCGGGAAUCGCGGUAGAAAUAGAGAAGGACGGCUCGGCGGGGCAGGAAAGGACGAGGCAUCGCGAGGCAGGACACGAAGGACGAGGCGAAUGGUUCGGCUGGCGUGGCACGGAGCAAUCGUGGCGUGGUGUUCCUUCUUUGGCCCGGUCUGGUGGGAGGUACGACCGAACGAACGGGUUGCCAGAGGGUGGCUCUGGCCGCGUAAUCGUAUCGCGUGCAGUCGUCUAGCGUGAGUCCGCGCGUACGGAUCGUCGAGUCGGGACGAGUCGAGUCGAGUCGCAUCGCUCCCGAGAGAGAAAAAGUCGAGAAACGGGCGUCGAGAGGUGGUCGCCCGACGGGAAAACGAAAGCUCGAUCGUCGGCCUACCCCUUCGCGAGACCCUGGUUGCGCUCGUGUUGCAUCGUCGCUUUUGCCUCGUGCCACGGCUUGGAGAUCCACAGCAGGACUCGUGCAAACAGGAGGAGGCCGGGACCGAGCAGUGAUCAUUAUGCGUGGUAUCAGGGGGCGCGUCCGCCGCGUCGACCGCCACACGAGCCGCGUGCCUGCGAGUUCGGCCAAGCGUUCGCCUGUGAAUCUGUCCGCGAAGAUCGGUGACACCGCGAACGAGCCUCGGAUGUUCGCGAGUUCGCUGGGCCUCUGACACGCUGGCCCGUCGUCGUCGGUAUAGUAGACGCGCGCCGUCGUCGUCGUCGCGUCGCUCGUAGAAAAUCUCCUCGCGUUCUUCAACCCCGUUCCACCUAACCCCGGGCACAACCUCCGUCACCCGCCGCCGUUCUUUAUCCCCCGCGUACCUCGCUUCUCGUCGGCCGAACGACCAAAAGGUCCGUCAACGGUCCAGACUUAGCACGCCCGUCGCGUCUCGUCCGAGACGAUUCUCCCACUGUCCGUCAGCCUCCCGUAGACCAACGUAGCGGUUACAAACAACCCACCGGUUCCAUCCGCGAACGCGACACAACGCUCUCCCCGUGACAGCGGCCGGGGUUUCUCGUCCCCGUCCCGGGAAACCCCCUCGGAACAAAAAAAAGAAAGAAAACCCGCCUCGAAGCCGAUCCGGGCGCACGACACCGCGCCAGAACCCUCCAACGCGAUUUCUCGUUGCGAAGGUGCGAGAAUCCCUCCCUCCGGUUGCCACCUGGCAAACGUCACGCGAACACCACGCAUACACGCCGCACCGCGCCGGCGGGACACCUACGCUCUUCCGCCGACGGGACGGAGAGUCGAUCCGAAUUUAUGACCUCGUGACGCGGCGAGCGAUGCGACGGUGAACGAAAAGGAAUGUGCCCUGUUAGUCGAUAAACGGUGGCGAGCCAGAACAAGCCGCGAGAAAUAAUGCCGGACAAAAAUCCCGCCUGCCGGAAUGGACAGCGCGUCAGUCAUCUGUUUGCCGACGAGAUAUCGUCGAUCGGCAUGUCGCUGCGGCCCAGCGGCAGCGCACCUUCCGGGAUCUCGUCCCUCGCGAGCUGCGGCGACGUCGACGCGCUACCGCAGCUUCCGGCACAGGAUGAGGAACGCCUGCAACGCGCCGCGCGCCAGCUGCUGCAGAGGUUGGUCCUCCUCGAGUGGCUGCAAGACCAUGGCCUGCACAACUAUUAUCAAAAGCUGAUGCAGAUGGAGGUUAUGUCUUUGGAGGACGUCUACUGGGUGGAGGACAACGCGGCGCGGGCAGCUCUUGGCAAGGACUUGCCGCGAUGGAGAGAAGCCAGACAGACUUUACCCACGUCCAAGGAGGACUUGGAGACGCUCAAGGCAGAUCUGUGGAGCGCCGUGGUCAAGAACAGCCAACAUCAACACGCGUGGACAUGGGGUGGAAUGUUGGUUGUUUCCGUGUCUAUGGCGGGCCUGGUGAUCCUGGCUGCGAUGACCCAGCCAGCCUUGGCACCGGAAGCGAAGCGCACCCUGUUGCAAUACGUCACCGGCAAGUAUCUGCUGCCGAGGAACUGUCUGGUCCACUUCAAGUGGAACGAGCCGCAGCUGGUGGGCGAGACGAUGACCUUCACCGUCAAGUUUUACCAACGAAACGGCCAGCCGUACCCGAUCUGCGACAAGGACAACCUGAUAGUCGACGUGUCGGAGGGCUCCCGGAGGGUCGCGACCCUGAUAGAACUGGGUGGCACCGACCCGAUGGACGCGAACACCGCAGUCGUCAAAUUCACCGUCCGCCAUGCUGGACAAUAUCGCAUAGCCGUACUGAUAGGGACCUGCCACGUGCGAGGCAGCCCGUUUCUUAAGAGUUUCCUACCCGGCCCUCCGGACCCAAACAAGACCAUCUUCGUUCGACAAAGCUCCACGGUGGUUUGUACAGCCGGAUUCCCUCAUAGCAUGACGAUAGAGCCGCGGGACGAGUACGACAACUUGUGCAUAUUCGGGCCCGGCGACAAGCCCACCGAGGGCUACCGAGUCAACAUUACUCAGGCAAGACACGCGGCGCACGGACGAAUCGGUCAGUUGGUCGGGAAUCGUUUGUCGAACGAUAACUCGUUGCUUCGGCAGAUCGGCAACACGGUGGACAAGUCGGCCGCGACCAACUGCAGCGUGCAGCUGGACUACGACUCUCCGAAUCAGCGAAUCCGCGUCAAGGUCAGCUUCCCGAAAAGCGGCUGCUACCACGCGACCGUCAGUCUGUCCGGCCUGCAGCUGCACAACGGCGACUUCGACAUCAUCGCGCUCGAGAAUGACGUCGCGAGGAUGGUGCACACCAACGUGGCCUCGAAGGACCCGGACAUCUGCUACGCGGCGAAGCUGUUGGGCAUGCAGGGCGAGCGGUUCUCCAAGCCGAGGAAGGUGGUCUGCUUCAUCUCGCCGAAGCAGCUCACCAUCAAGGAGUACCUGCUGAAGAUCAUACCGAAGAGGCUCGUCACGUUCAGGCUCUGCCCGUCGACCAAGUUCCACUUUAAUUGUUCGAGCAGCCAAUACGACGGUUACGACUCGUUCUCGAUCGACGACGGAUGCCAGCCGCCGGUCGAGUUAAUUUCUCUCUACAGAGACAUCAUAGCUGCUACCUUCACCCUGUUUCUGCUCAAGAACAUCGGCGGAAGCGAGACGUUCGCCGACAAGCAAGACUUCUUUUACCAUGAGGUGCGGAAGCAUCAUCAGAAGCAUUAUCACGAGAAACUCUCGAUGAAGGUCCAGCGUGACAAGCUUCUAGAAUCGUCUAUGAAAGUCACCAAGGGUUUCUCCGUGAGCGACUGGUGCAGGAACUUCGAGAUCACCUUCCAAGGUGAACAGGGCGUCGAUUGGGGCGGAGUCAGGCGAGAAUGGUUCGAGUUGAUCUGCGCCGCGCUGUUCGAUCCUGGAAACGGGCUGUUCGCUUGCUUCGGCGAGUCACCGCAAGCCUUGGUCCAUCCCAACAAUAAGAGGCCGCCGCAUCUGAAGCUGAAGCAUUACGAGUUCGCCGGUCGCAUAGUCGGCAAAUGCCUUUUCGAGUCCGCCCUGGGCGGUUUCUACCGUCAACUGGUGCGCGCCAGAUUCACCAGAUCCUUCCUCGCUCAGAUUAUCGGCCUCAGAGUCCACUAUAAGUAUUUCGAGCAAGACGACCCGGAUCUCUACCUGAGCAAGAUCAAGUACAUCCUCGAGAACGACGUGGAGGAAAUGGAGUUGUACUUCGUGGAGGAGGAAUACGACAACGACGGUCAAUUACUGAAGGUAGCAGAGUUAAUACCAGGAGGCAGCAAGAUCCGCGUGGUCAACGAGACGAAGCUGCGGUAUCUGGACGCUCUGGCGCAGCACAGGCUCGCCAGUUCCAUCAGGAACGAGGUCGAGUACUUCCUGCGCGGACUGAACGAGCUGAUCCCUGACAAUCUGCUGGGUAUCUUCGACGAGAACGAACUCGAGCUGCUGCUCUGCGGAACCGGCGAGUAUAGCGUGGCAGAUUUACGGGCACACCACAUCGCGAACGGAAGCUCCCCGGAGUUCCUGCGUGUUCUCGACUGGUUCUGGACCGCGGUCAGUAACUUCACCCAGGAGGAAAUGGCCCGGCUGCUGCAGUUCACCACAGGCUGCUCGCAAUUACCGCCCGGCGGAUUUCAACAGCUGAACCCGCGGUUUCAGAUCACAGCUGCACCGACUUUCGCUAACCUACCUACGGCGCACACAUGCUUCAAUCAACUCUGCUUACCCGACUACGAGUGUUACGAUCACUUCGAGAGAGCUCUGCUAUUAGCGAUCAGCGAGGGUACCGAAGGCUUCGGCAUGUCCUAAUCGAAGAGAUUCAACGUUCGAUCGUAUCUAGUCACAACCCAAACACACGCGAAUGAUCAUUAAAAAACGGUUGUAUUUAUUUGUCGAUUAUUUUUCGUUUAUAGCCAACCACAGAGUUGCGACUCCGAGACGUGACGCUCUUUUUCACUCGCGUGUUCGUCGAGUGCGCGAAACAGAGGGGAACCCCGUCGCAACGCGUUUUGAUACACCCGGAUACCCACCGGGGGACAGUUGUUCGAAUGAUCAAAGUCUUUUCCGUUCUGCCCGAAGAACAACCAGAGAACAAUCGAAUCGUUCGAAAACAUAAAACGGCGAUAUAUUGAAUAUUUUUACUUGGGCCGCGGUUUUUAUAAAACGGCGACACGGAAACGGCGAUCCCCCCCUCCUUCCCCCAAACGGAACAUCCGGAUCGCUGGAUUAUCGAGAUUUGUCGUAGGUUAACGUAUUAGAUUAUGUUGUUACGCGUUGACCUGUUAACCGGCUGACUUUUCUACCACGAAGAUCCGUGCGAACGCGAUCGGAGAUGAACUAAUACGAAAGCGUUAAUUAAGACCGAUGUAUCCGGCAAAGGAACGUAUAGCUAGCGCAGACGUUAGAACGAGACGAGAGCCUUUAGGUGAAUAGACGAGGGGAAGAGACGAUAGGCGUUAGGCUGUAGGCGAUAGGCGAAUGAUCGACGAGAUAGCUCGUCUUCCCCGGUUAACAGGUUAAAUUGGGAGUAAACGAAUAGUAAGAGGAAUGUUUGACUGGACACGGCGGCGAACGGAUCCGAGCAAGUUCUUUUUGUAUGUAGUUGCCUGAAAUAGACAAGAGUAGACUUUUGCCUGUACAGUCUGAGAGUAUUCCUCGGCCAGUCGUCGAGAAAGCGGACACGACGAAAGGUAAAUUCUCAUUCGAUCUCGAGGACGUACCCUCGUGCCUCUUUCAUAUCAUCGUCACGCGCAUGUUCUCGUGCUGGACGCACAGCAUUCGAGAAACACCCCCGAUCGACGCGAUACAUGAUCAGAAAACACAUAAUCGGAACCAAAUGCGAGGGACGACGACAUAGACUUCACCGUAGACGCGAACCCGUCGUCCCGGCAAUUUGUUGACUUAGCGCGUACAGUAGAAAACGGACUGUCGCGAAAUUUCGCGCAUCCGAGAUUUUCUUUUCCCCUUUUUCUUUCUUCUCUCCUGUAACAUCUUUCUUCGAACAGUAGCGAUAUGUCUAUCGAACUGCAGAGAAUACCUAGGGAGAACUAGCGAGAAUCACAAGCGUGUAUUACAACCACACACACCGUCUCCAGCGAUCGUAUAUGCUCGAACACGAGAAUGUGUUCGUAUUGUGAUAACGAACGAAUUUUUCCAAUGAAAUUUCGUGCCCUGAUCAACCACGAUCGGCGAGAGGCAUCGCGACGAUGACGAUUGUUAACCGAACGAACCGUGGAAUCGUAAUUUUAUCUUGUAUCUAAGAUACACAAUAAUGAGAAUUGUGAUCAUACACGGCGUAUUUGUUUGCGUCGCUCGUGGGUUACUUAGAGUUAACCGCCACACCUGUCGUGACGUGUUUCCAAAAAAUAAUAUACCGUGGGUAUCGCGCCCUGUUAUAUAUAUAUGCGUUUUCAGUUUUUAUCGGUAGCGUUAAACGCGUAGACGUUAUGUAAAACGCGCUCGGCCGCACGAACGCAUGUAUAUACAUAUUUACCGGUUAUGUAAAUGUGUUUGUUAUUGAUUUGCAAUGAGAAACGAUUUAGUUAUUAUCUAAUGUACGGCGAUGCUGACGGUACCUUAUUUUUAACGCUCUAUCAUGUUACAACAGAAAAGUGUAAAAUAUAGAUUUCAAAAAGCACA